This is a messenger RNA of Aspergillus sclerotioniger CBS 115572, 1628 nucleotides long. RefSeq names its product putative COPII-coated vesicle protein. Gene Ontology annotation, cellular component: COPII-coated ER to Golgi transport vesicle; endoplasmic reticulum membrane; Golgi membrane. The record is from RefSeq and is a predicted model, not a curated record. Lineage: Eukaryota; Fungi; Ascomycota; Eurotiomycetes; Eurotiales; Aspergillaceae. The transcript is spliced from 3 exons. The coding region runs from base 145 to 1341 and encodes 398 amino acids. Gene Ontology annotation, biological process: endoplasmic reticulum to Golgi vesicle-mediated transport; retrograde vesicle-mediated transport, Golgi to endoplasmic reticulum.
CGGCCUUCCUCCCUUCGAGAGCUUGGAGCUCCAUUGAUUGUCGCUCCCUACCCCCGGUCAACUAGCACUCUGUCCCUCCUUUGUCCCCCCCCUAUUCAUGCCUUGAUCGGUCGCACUGCAUACACCUCGCGACACGCAUUCGUGAUGAAUGGCUUCGCAGCGCACGGCCUCAAUGAGGAUGCGUUCGGCGAAAAGUCUGAGCUGCAGGGCGGCCUGAAGACUUUUGAUGCUUUCCCGAAAACAAAAUCCUCAUACACUGCCCCUUCCAGCCGUGGAGGGCAAUGGACCGUCCUCAUCCUUCUCGUCUGCACCGUUUUUUCUUUCUCAGAAUUCCGCACCUGGCUCCGAGGAACCGAGAACCACCACUUCAGCGUCGAGAAGGGCGUCGGCCACGAUCUGCAACUAAACCUCGAUGUCGUCAUUCACAUGCCCUGUGACACCCUCGAUGUCAACAUCCAGGACGCCUCCGGCGACCGUAUCCUCGCCGGCGAGCUGCUCCAACGCGAACGCACUAGCUGGCAACUCUGGAUGGACAAGCGCAACCGCGAGACCCAUGGCGGCGCCCAUGAAUACCAGACCCUCAGCCAGGAAGACACCGACCGAAUCUCUGCGCGGGAAGCCGACUCCAAUAUCCACCACGUUCUCGGCGAAGUGAGGAAAAACCCACGUAAGAAGUUCCCCAAGGGACCAAAGUUGAGACGCGGCGACAAGGUCGAUUCGUGUCGCAUCUACGGCAGUCUGGAGGGCAACAAGGUCCAAGGUGAUUUCCACAUCACGGCCAGGGGCCACGGAUAUCGGGACCUCGGAGAACAUCUGGAUCAUAGUGUCUUCAACUUCUCCCACAUGGUCACCGAACUCUCCUUCGGUCCUCACUAUCCUACCCUCCUCAACCCCCUCGACAAGACCAUCGCCUCCACCGAAUCCCACUACUACAAGUACCAGUACUUCCUCUCCGUCGUCCCAACCAUCUACUCCAAGGGCAGCCGCGCUCUCGACACCUACGCCAACGCCCCGCCCUCGCAGCUCACCCACCGCAACAACAAGAACCUCGUCUUCACCAACCAAUACGCCGCCACCACCCAGGCCGGCGACCUCCCCGAAAGCCCGUUCUUCGUCCCCGGCAUCUUCUUCAAGUAUAACAUCGAGCCCGUCCUGCUCAUGAUCAGCGAGGAGCGCACCAGCUUCCUCUCCUUGCUCAUUCGCCUCGUCAACACCGUCUCCGGUGUCAUGGUCACCGGUGGCUGGUUGUAUCAGAUCUCCGGCUGGGUUGGAGAAUUGGUGAACCGGAAACGCGGCAGAGGAAAGUCAGAGGGUGUGCUUACUGGAAAGCAUGAUGACUAGGUAAAAUAUCAAUAUCGUCACUAUCAUUUUUUUUCUCAUCUCCACCGCUGUUUCUCUUGUACGGAGACGGGGUAAAGAUGAAGAGAUCGAUAAAAUAGGUGUCCUGCGUCACAUAUCUCUUUUUUAUUUUUCUCGGGCUAUACUAUAGUUGUUUGCAUCUCUGGGAUUUUUUGGUGCUGGUGUUCCACAAAGAAUUAUUCAUCAUUCAUUGCCUUGUGCCAUGCAUGUACUCCGUAACUAGUCGGUUCCCUCCUGCUCUGUAGGUCACUCUUAGACUUCCUCAUGAC